Molecule: messenger RNA, 3435 nt
Organism: Amphiprion ocellaris (clown anemonefish)
Lineage: Eukaryota; Metazoa; Chordata; Actinopteri; Pomacentridae
Gene: ppox
Product: protoporphyrinogen oxidase
Exons: 14
Coding region: 129-1559 (476 amino acids)
Biological process (GO): heme biosynthetic process
Cellular component (GO): mitochondrial inner membrane
Molecular function (GO): protoporphyrinogen oxidase activity, oxygen as acceptor
Source: RefSeq, a predicted model, not a curated record
UUUUAUUGUGAAGGACGCUGAUCGGGACUCGGAAGUGUUUGUGUUCCUGGUUGAGAACAUCGAGCGUCGGCCUUGACUAACAAACCUAACAGACCUCCAACGUGCUGCCUCUCGUAACAAGUCAGCCAAUGAGAACAAUUGCGGUCCUCGGAGGAGGGAUUGGGGGUUUGGCUACUUCUUACUACCUCUGCAGAAAUCCCCAGGUUACCAAGGUAAUUGUGUUGGAGUCCAGCAGUCGUUUUGGAGGUUGGCUGUGGUCUACUAGGAGGUCAGAUGGUGCUGUGUUUGAACAUGGACCCAGAGGAAUUCGACCUGCUGGGGCUGUGGGACGCAACACACUCAAUAUGGUGGAGGAACUGGGUCUUGAAGGGGAGGUUCUGCCGGUCACCUACAGCCACAUCGCAUCCAAGAACAGAUAUCUGUAUGUCAAUGGACAGCUUCACAAGAUGCCUUCAAGAAUAAGUGAACUCUUGCGGACAGUCCCACCCUUCUCUCGCCCCCUCCUGUUGAGUGUUGCUUCUGAGCUACUGGUGACUAAAAGCAAGGAGGACGACGAAUCCAUCCACUCAUUUGUUUCUAGGAGGCUUGGAAAAGAGUUGGCAGAUAUCGCUGUGGACAGUUUGUGUCGUGGUGUGUUUGCAGGGGAUUGCAGAAAGUUGAGUGUACGCUCCUGCUUUCCUCCUUUCUACAACGCAGAGCAGCGCAGAGGUUCUCUGAUAUUAGGAAUGCUGCUGGGCUCAGGUCCGACUCCUGUGAUCUCCCCUGGCUCUCUGGCUCAGAGAUCCAUAAAAGAGUCGUGGGCCCAGUGGUCUCUGAGAAGAGGAGUGGAAUCCCUCCCAGAGUCUCUGGCUGAGUACCUGCAGCAGAGCGGGAAAGUGCAGCUUCACAGAGAGGCAGCUGUUAAACAGAUUCAUCCUUCAGCCUCUGGUUGGAAGGUUCAUUUGGAGGAUGGAGUCGUAUCAGCUGACCACAUCAUAUCUGCACUGCCUGCUAAAGCCCUUUCCUCGGUGCUGCCCUCCUCCUGUCAGCCUCUCAUCCAGCAGCUGCAGGACGUUUCCUCAGUAACAGUCGCUGUGAUAAACCUGGAGUAUGAAGGCUCCAUCCUGCCUGUAAUGGGUUUUGGUCACCUGGUUCCUUCAUCAGAGGAUCGGGGUUUACUAGGAGUGGUCUAUGACUCCGUCCCCUUCCCUCAACACAACAGACCCGAUGGACAAACAACCAGACUGACGGUCAUGAUGGGCGGGGCCUGGUUCCAGGAAGUGUUUGGACCCCCAGAGGCAGUAACAGAUGAGCAUCUUAUAGCAAGAGCCACUGAGGCGGUGCAGUGCCACCUAGGAGUCACAACAGCACCCAUCUGGAGCCGAGUAGCUCUACAAAGGGACUGUAUUCCUCAGUAUUAUCUGGGACACUUUUCAAAAGUGGAGUCCAUGCGUCACUUCAUAAGGGAAAAUAAUCUACCGCUGUCUCUGACUGGAUCCUCCUAUGAUGGCGUGUCAGUUAAUGAUGUCAUCUUUAGUGGACGAACAGCUGUACAGGAGUUGUUGGGAACUGGAGUUUGAAGGAGCUUGUCAAAAUUCAAACAUGACAACAUCCAGCCUCCUGUGUACCAGCACUUCAGUCUGCUGUAUGCACAGAACAUACAUGAAUAUGAGUGUCAGUGAGAGACCACAGCCUAUGGACAUGAACAUCUGUAACUUUUCCUCCUGAAAUGCCUCCUACUUACCAACAAGCACACGUCUAAGGUUGUUGCUUGUAUGAGCUUAUGAGGAAAAGUCAUUGACAUCAGCUGUAGUGGUUUAAACAACUCAAGAUGUACAUAGAAAAUACAAAACUGUCUGAAUGUCUCAUGGCCGAGCUGCUCCAAACUGUGAAUGAAAUUAGGACCCAGUAAUAAGCUGCAUUAAUUUAUUUCAAAGCAGAUUACACAUUUUGUGGUUCUGAGACCAACACUAUUUUCUAAUAAAUAGAACUGCCUACAGAUUUUAACUAAAGCUUUAUUGUACUCAUGAGCUGUUUUUCGUGCUCUUUUCAUCACUUGUUGAUGUUUAUGGCUUGUUAUGUAGUUUUUUUAAAAAAAGGGUUUUAUUGCUGACAAAUUUCAGUAUAUGGCCUGAAUUUGUGAACAUCAGCUAAGUCCUCUUACUGCCACACUGAGGUGGUGUAUGUUGGAAACAGAGCAGUCCUGUCAGUGGGUUAUGGUCAGGAGUUUUGUGAGGAUUCCAGGACAUAUUCUAUCUCAUAACUCCAGAUUUAAUAAUUCAUUCUGAGAAGAUGUAUCCACAAAGAGGCCCUAACCUAUCACAAGCAAAAUAAUAAUAAAAACAAAUGUGUUCAGUUCCAAUAGACACUGAUUGCAGCAUUAGGUCUGACUUACAAGUAAAAACAAAAAACAGCCAUAUCAACAACUUAUAAAUGGUGGUUUUAUUUGAGGAAGAAAAAAAAAUGUAACACCUGUUCAACCUCAGAGACUGGACAGGUCAAAAUAAGAAUAAAACUCAACAUCAUCUGUCCCCUGGUGAGCACAACACAUGAAACCCCACAAAACAUUAUCUGAGGCCCAGUUUUUUCUUCUCUUUCUGUUUCUUGCGAACAACUUCAAUGUUGCGGUCCUUCCACAUGCUCUUCCUCAGUUUGAUGGGUCGACUCCCAACGUACUUCCCUGGACAAACGGAAAAAACAAAGUGAAAAGGACACAGAGUCAGAUUUACAUUCUGUCUAAAGUUUUAAAAAGGGAAUGCAAUGGAAGCAAAGAGGGCCAUCAGUUAAUGAAUGUAGGUCACCAAUUCAGUGACAUAAAUGACCAUCCAGUCAUAAAAUGUGUAUAGAAACAUCACACUAUAAAUCUUGUUCACGUCUGUAAAGACACUGACCGUUCAUCUCUCUCAUGGCUCUGACGUAGUCGUUCGGAUCUUUGAAGCUCACAAACCCGUAGCCUUUGGUUUUUCCUGUCCGUUUAUCUCUGACCACCUGAUGACGACAAAUGGGAAAGGUCUGUACAACUUCAGAUCCAUAAAAACUGCAUCAUUCCAAAUUAAAACCUCCUCAUUAAAUGACUGGUGUAACCUGUCUUAUUUGUUUAGAUUCAACAAGUCUGGCUGGUGAAAUUAAACUCCAGUCAUUUGGUAGAUUGGUAGAAGAGGGGGCAAUUACUUUUUCACAAAGGCCAGGGUUGGGCUGGACAGCAUUUUCCUUCAAUAAAUGAAAUCAUCAUUUGAAAACUGCAUUUUGUGUUUUUUUCUGGGUUGUCUUUGUCUUACUAUAAAAUGAGUUCAAUGAUCUGAAACAUUAAUAUGUGAUAAAUCUGUUGGGGGACAAAUUUUUUUUUGCAAAACAGGAGGCAACGCUAAGCCUCUGACUCACAUGAUGUACAAGGACAUUCCCAAACAUAAUACUAUGUCCAUUGAUAUCUUUGUUGAAUAAAUGAUUUAAAAGGCA